AUGCAUUCGAUAGUUCAGGUACGAGAAUCGGGUACGCAUGUAGAUCUGUAUAAGCAUAGUGAAGAAGAUGUCGCUACGGAGGAAACUAUAUCUCGCGUUGCUGUUAAAUUUACAUUCAGUAACCCAAAGAAAACUUUUAGGAAGAGAAGCAGGGAAUCGGAAAAAGCCGAUGACAGUGUUUUGCGGAAGCGUGAGAUAACGAGCUUAAGGAUAGCCUCGAGACGAGAGUAUCUGAAGAAGAGGGAGAAGAAGAAGGUGGAGGAGUUAAAGGACGAGAUAGAUUUUGAGCUUUCACGGUUUGAUGGUGUGAAGCUCACGGAGGAAGAAGAAAUCGAGUUGAGAUUCAAGAAAGAAUUGUAUGAUCUGUUGAAGAAAACAGAGGAUGAUGAUGAUAAUGUUUCCAGUGGUUAUUAUAGAAUCCCGGAUGCUUAUGAUCGAGAAGGUGUUAUUGAUCAGAAGAAGAGAUUUGCUGCGGCGACGCGGCGAGAUAGUGAGAGCAAGAGAGGCAAGAAGACGGAGCAAGAAGCUUGGGAGGAUCAUCAGGCUGAGAAAGCAACAGUGAGGUUUGGUGCAAAGAACAAGAAGCAAGCGACUGAUGGGUAUGAGUUUGUGUUUGGCGACUAUGUUGAGACAUCUAGUGAGAUGGAAACUGAGGAACAACGAGGUUGUGACUCGAGAACAGUUGCGGAAAAGGCCAAGGAAGGUAGGAAAUUUCUUCCGAUAUAUGCAUAUAGAGAUGAAUUGCUGGAACUCAUUGAAGAGAAUCAGGUUCUUGUGAUAGUUGGAGAGACGGGAUCGGGUAAGACGACGCAGAUACCGCAGUAUCUUCAAGAAGUCGGUUACACGAAGCGUGGGAAGAUCGGUUGCACACAGCCUCGGAGAGUUGCUGCAAUGAGCGUUGCUUCUCGAGUGGCUCAAGAACUUGGUGUAAAACUCGGUCAUGAGGUUGGAUAUUCCAUCAGAUUCGAGGACUGUACUUCGGAGAAAACAGUGAUCAAGUACAUGACUGAUGGGAUGCUGUUGCGAGAGCUGCUCAUAGAACCGAAACUCGAUAGCUACAGUGUCAUCAUGAUUGAUGAGGCUCACGAAAGGACGCUGUGCACUGAUAUCCUGUUUGGGUUAGUGAAGGAUUUAGCAAUGGUAAGGCCUGAUCUGAGGCUGAUAAUCUCCAGUGCAACGCUUGAAGCUCAAAAGUUCUCUGAGUAUUUUGACUCUGCUCUUAUUUACAUGAUUCCGGGAAGAAGAUAUCCAGUUGAGAAGCUCUUCAGCAAAUGGCCUGAACCUGACCGGUUGGAGACAGCGGUGCGCACUGUGUUUCAGAUCCAUCAGACUGAGCCACUUGGAGACAUUUUGGUGUUCCUCACCGGUCAAGAAGAAAUUGAAACAGCAGAAACGAAGCUGAAGCUGAGGAUGAUUGAUAUGGGUACAAAGAGCUCUGAGAUCAUUAUCUGUCCUAUCUACUCAAAUCUUCCGACUGAACUACAGGCAAAAGUGUUUGAACCGGCGCCGAAAGGGACGCGGAAAGUUGUCCUGGCGACGAACAUCGCAGAAACGUCGCUAACCAUUGAUGGAAUCCGGUACGUGGUUGAUCCUGGGUACUGCAAGAUCAACUCGUACAACCCAAGAACUGGAAUGGAGUCACUUCUUGAAACUCCAAUCUCCAAGGCUUCCGCAGAGCAACGAGCUGGUCGGUCUGGAAGAACGGGUCCGGGGAAGUGUUUCAGGCUGUACAACGUCAAGGACUUGAACGCCACCACAACACCGGAAGUCCAAAGAGCUAACCUCGCAAGUGUGGUGCUUACUCUGAAAAGUCUUGGGAUUCAAGAUGUGUUCACUUUUGAUUUCAUGGAUCCUCCACCUGAAGACGCUCUUUAUAAGGCUCUGGAGUUGCUAUAUGCUCUGGGUGCUUUGGAUGGAAAGAGUGAGAUUACUAAGCUAGGAGAAAGAAUGGUGGAGUUUCCGGUUGAUCCAAUGCUCUCGAAGAUGAUUGUUGGUUCGGAAAAGUACAAGUGCUCUGAAGAGAUAAUCACCAUAGCCGCCAUGUUGUCUACAGGGAACUCCAUCUUCUAUCGGCCUAAGAAGCAGCAGUAUAUUGCAGACAGUGCCCGGAUGAUUUUCUACACAGAGAACGUCGGCGACCACAUUGCGUUGUUAAGGGUUUACAACUCAUGGAAGGAAACAAACUACUCGAGUCAAUGGUGCUACGAGAACUUUAUCCAGAGCAAGAGUAUGAGAAGAGCUAGAGACAUACGUGAACAGCUAGCUGGGCUUGUGAGGAAGAUUGGAGUUGAGCUUACUUCAAACCCGAACGAUCUUGACGCGAUCAAGAAGGCGAUCCUUGCGGGGUUCUUCCCUCAUACUGCAAAGUUGCAGAAGGACGAGUCGUACAGGAGAGUGAAAGAGCCUCAGACGGUUUACGUGCAUCCUAGCUCGGGCUUGUUCGGGGAGUCCCUUAGCAAGUGGCUGGUGUAUCAUGAACUAGUUCUUACUAGCAGGGAGUAUAUGAGGCAUGUGACCGAGAUGAAGCCCGAGUGGCUAGUUGAAAUAGCUCCUCAUUACUACGAGCUUAAAGACAUUGAAGAGACUCGGCCGAAGAAGACACAUAGGAGCAGCAGAAGUUCCACCAUAUCAAAGGUCGAUACUAAGAAGAAACCAAAGAGCCAAAGAGGUAACAAAAACAAAACUUAG
Molecule: messenger RNA, 2688 nt
Organism: Microthlaspi erraticum
Lineage: Eukaryota; Viridiplantae; Streptophyta; Magnoliopsida; Brassicales; Brassicaceae
Source: the annotation of a GenBank genome assembly